Messenger RNA from Botrytis fragariae, 2784 nucleotides. RefSeq names its product putative atp-dependent protease la protein. The record is from RefSeq and is a predicted model, not a curated record. Gene Ontology annotation, cellular component: peroxisomal matrix. The transcript is spliced from 10 exons. Gene Ontology annotation, biological process: protein targeting to peroxisome; protein quality control for misfolded or incompletely synthesized proteins; protein catabolic process. Lineage: Eukaryota; Fungi; Ascomycota; Leotiomycetes; Helotiales; Sclerotiniaceae. Bases 1 to 2784 code for a protein of 927 amino acids. Gene Ontology annotation, molecular function: ATP hydrolysis activity; ATP binding; ATP-dependent peptidase activity.
AUGGGUCCCGUGAAGACCGCAAAUUUACCCAUUAUUCCCUUGGCGAAAGGAACCGUUCUACUCCCUGGAAUAGUCCUUCGCAUUCCAGUAUCUGGUCAACGAACAGAUAUUCCAGCUUUGCUCUCUGGAGUUUAUAGCAGAGCAGCCUCAACUACACCGAGUCAGCGAUUGGAUAAUGUCAAUAUUGCCUGCGUUCCUUUGAACUCGCCAUUCCUCACUCAAGAUGGACAGAAGAUGAUUACUGGAGAUGAGCAAACUCCACAACCCAGAGAACGAUUAGAUAUCAAGCCAUCGAGAGCUUCGAAGGAUCAUCUGUUUGGAUAUGGAGUGGCUGCUAAAAUAUCGGGGGUUGAAGGCACGACUGGUCGUUCCGGGGAAUUCGCCUUGUUGGUUGAGGGUGUAGCCAGGAUCAAGGUGGAUAGGAUAACACAAGAAAAGCCAUUCCUUGAAGGAGAAGUUACGUAUUUAUAUGAUGAAGAUGUGCCUACUGAAGAUGUAGCCGUCCAAGGACUUUUCGCACAUCUUAAACAACUAUCACGAGAACUUUUGACCCUUUUGCGACUUUCAUCCCUCCUACCUCGCACAUCCGCUGGGCUUUCCCCAGUACUUGCACGCCGCCUCGAAGUAUAUAUAGCAAAGAAAGAUGUAUCAGAGGCCGGAAUACUGGCAGAUUUCAUGGCUAAUGUGGUUGAGGCAUCGUUGGAGGAAAAGUUACUGGUUUUAGCAGCGCUCUCAACUAAGGAUCGCCUUGAACGAGCAAUUCUUCUACUUCAACGUCAAGUCAGCACUAUCAAAAAUAACGUCAAAAUAACAACAGUCACAACCUCCAACAUCCCCGCAAACAUAGAUAUCGAGCAAUUCAAUAAAGUAAAUGGACAUCGCAUGCGAAGAUCAUCAAUGUCGGGCGCGCCACUGCCUCCCAGUACGGCAGGUAAUGGUGGGUCUCAGGAUGAUGAUCAAGAACCAGACGAAAUGGAGGAGCUUAAGAAAAAGAUUGAUAGCGCAAAGAUGACCCCUGAAGCAGCCAAAGUCGCCGACCGAGAACUGAAGAGAUUGAAGAAAAUGGCACCAGCUCAGGCAGAGUAUCAAGUCUGUCGAAAUUAUCUGGAGAAUUUGAUUGAGAUACCGUGGUCUGAGAUGACUGAAGAUCAACUUGGCGUCGAUACAUUAUCAAGGGCCCGUAAACAACUCAAUGAUGAUCAUUAUGGGCUGGAAAAGGUCAAGAAGAGAUUACUUGAGUAUUUGGCGGUUCUCAAACUCAAACAAAGUAUCAAUGAUGAUGUUAAUUCACAACUUGCCAAAGUAGACGAAGAAAAUUCAACUGCUAAGGUUGAAAUUCUUAAAAGCAAGAGGACAAUCGACAAAUCACCAAUUCUGCUCCUUGUUGGCCCUCCUGGUGUAGGCAAGACUAGUCUAGCAAAGUCAAUUGCUACUGCGUUGGGACGAAAAUUCCAUCGGAUUUCUCUCGGCGGCGUCAGGGACGAGGCGGAAAUUCGAGGUCACCGCAGAACAUACGUGGCAGCAAUGCCCGGCUUGAUAGUGAAUGGCCUGAAAAAGGUCGGUGUGGCAAAUCCUGUCUUCCUACUUGAUGAGAUUGACAAGGUUGGCACGUCUAACUUUCAUGGCGACCCAUCGGCUGCCAUGCUUGAGGUUCUAGACCCAGAACAAAAUCAUACAUUCACGGAUCACUAUGUCAACAUACCAAUCGAUCUUAGCAAAGUUCUUUUUAUUGCCACCGCGAACAGUUUAGAUACCAUCCCGCCACCAUUACUUGAUCGUAUGGAAACUAUUAGCUUGUCAGGAUACACGACACUUGAGAAAAGACAUAUCGCCUCGCAGCAUCUAAUCCCAAAGCAGAUUCGCACUAAUGGGCUCGGAGAUGGACAAGUCGAGUUCACCCAGGAUGUUGUGUCCAAGAUCAUCGAAUCCUACACUCGCGAAUCAGGUGUCCGUAACCUUGAGCGAGAGAUUGGAUCCGUAUGUCGUGCCAAGGCGGUAGAAUAUGCGGAGGCGAAGGACUCGGGACAUACGGGUAGAGGCUCUUUCCGCAUGAUCCUUAGCCAGCGAAUACUGACCAGUUCUACAGAAAACUACAACCCAAAGCUUUCGGUGGAAGAUAUCGAGGAAAUCCUGGGUAUUGAGAAAUUUGAUGAAGAAAUUGCCGAAAAGACAAGUCGUCCAGGGAUAGUCACAGGUCUCGUGGCCUAUAGUUCUGGUGGGAACGGCAGUAUUCUUUUCAUCGAAGUGGCCGAUAUGCCAGGGAGCGGUAGCGUGCAGCUAACAGGGAAAUUGGGCGAUGUACUAAAAGAGAGUGUCGAGGUAGCACUAAGCUGGGUGAAAGCUCAUGCGUACGAGCUGGGUCUGACGCAUGACCCAUCGGAGAACAUCAUGAAGAAGAGGAGUAUUCAUGUGCACUGUCCUUCAGGGGCUAUUCCAAAGGAUGGCCCAUCUGCCGGUAUGGCACACACUAUUGCACUUAUUUCGUUGUUUUCCGGCAAGGCUGUGCCCCCAACUAUGGCAAUGACGGGUGAGAUCUCGUUACGUGGACGUGUUACUGCCGUAGGAGGUAUCAAGGAGAAGCUCAUUGGAGCUCUCCGUGCCGGUGUCAAGACUGUAUUAUUACCAGCACACAAUAGAAAGGAUAUCAAAGACGUUCCGCAAGAAGUCAAGGAUGGUCUAGAGAUCAUCCACGUCAGACACAUCUGGGAAGCAAUGCGAUACGUCUGGCCUGAAGCACAUUGGCCGGGAGAGGAGAAUUUCGCGGGUAUUGAAAGUCGUUUGUGA